Molecule: messenger RNA, 2622 nt
Organism: Symbiodinium pilosum
Lineage: Eukaryota; Dinophyceae; Suessiales; Symbiodiniaceae
Source: the annotation of a GenBank genome assembly
AUGAGUGCCUUUGAAGAGUUGGGUAUCUGCCCCGAGAUCAUCCAAGCCGUUGAAGAGGAUGACUGGUUGCUUCCGACCCCUGUGCAGCAGGAGGCCAUCCCAUUGAUUCUGGGUGGAGGCGAUGUUCUAGUGGCGGCCGAAACUGGAAGUGGAAAGACCGGUGCCUUCGGUUUGCCUUGUCUCCAAAUUGUGCACGAGACCUUGCGAGGAAAAUGCAGCACAAGGAAAGCACACGCGUUAAAUCUCAAGUGUGAGCUCAACCUGAAUGACAAGGAUAUGUUUGUGCUGGUGACAGAGGAUGGCAUGGAAUGCAAAAGCGAGGAUGACAAGCGAUGGAAUGGGAUUCGUGCCACAAUCGAGGUAAUGCAGGGUAGCUACAUGUUUGAGGUGGAGGUCGUCGAAGGCUUGCUGAGAGUAGGUUGGAGUGCGGGCUUCGCAAAGCUGGAGCUUGGAAUUGAUGACAAGAGCUUUGGUUUUGGCUCCACGGGCAAGAAAAGCUGGAACCGCAAGUUUGAGGACUAUGGUGAAGCUUUUGAAGAGGGCGACAUCAUCGGUUGCCUGCUGGAUCGCGAGAAGCAGACCAUUUCCUUCACGAAGAACGGCAGAGAUUUGGGAGUUGCCUACAAGUUGCCGCCCGAUAUGCAGAGGAUAGGCCUCAAGCCCCACAUCUGUGGCAAGGGCUUCAUGGCUGCAGCGAAGUUCGACGGCCCGAUGGAGUACCCGGUGGAGGGCUACACUCCCGUAGGUGAGAUCGACCCCACACAUACUCCGCAGGGCACAUCGCAGGCCAAAGGCAAGCGUCCACCACUCUGCAUGAUCCUAGAACCCACAAGGGACCUGGCUGAGCAGACCUACAAGUGCAUGACAACAUUCAACAAGUACCUGGACAACCCCACGGUGAGAAUAACAUUGUUUGUCGGAGGGAUCGAUGAGAAGGAGCAGUUCCGAGCAUUGGAAGAAGGAGUGGACAUUGUUGUCGGCACGCUGCAGAAGCUGAUGGACUAUGUCCGACGCGGCAAGCUGGACGUCACGCAGCUCAAGUUCUUGGUGCUGGAUGAAGCAGAUGAUCUGCAGAAGAAAGAUGAUCGAAAGGAGAUUCCUCGUCUAAAUGCACAGAUCAAGCGUGGCCGUCGUGAUCGGGUCCAGACGCUGUUUUUCAGUGCUACACUUCACACACCCGAGGUGGUGCAGAUGAUCGACGAGAUCACAUCCAGACCCAUUUGGGUGGAUCUCAAGGGCAAGGACUCCGUCCCAGAGACGGUUCACCAUGUGGCACUAUACAUUGAUCCGUACCAAGAUCUGCAAUGGAGCGAUGCUGAGAUUGCAGUGCGCGCAAAAGCUCCCAAGGAGCAGCCAGAGCUUGAUGGUGUGCACACCAAACCGACUAUGUCCAGCAUCGACCGGAACCAUCCGGAUGCGCUCAAAAUGUCUGAGAAGAUUAAGAUGAUGAAGCCAAAAAUGGUCGUGAAGCUUGCUGAUGCUUUCAACAUGUCGCAGUGUCUCGUCUUCUGCCGCACGAAUGUUGAUUGUAACAACCUGGAAGACUACAUGAAUCGCUUGGGCGGCACAAAGGCCUAUGGAGGCAAGAUGGAGACUGGCAAGGAAAACCCGUACAGCUGCGUGGUUCUGGCCGGAAUGCGCAACCAGGACGAGCGACGUUCCAAUCUGGAAUCCUUCAAAGAAGGUGAUGUGCGUUUCCUCAUUUGCACGGACGUAGCGGCAAGAGGAAUCGACAUUGCUGGAUUGCCUUUCGUGAUCCAGACAACGCUGCCUGAUGACAUCGAGAACUACAUCCAUCGAAUAGGCCGAUGUGGUCGAGCAGAGCGAAUGGGCUUGGCCAUCUCUGUUGUGGCGACAGAAAAGGAGAAAGUCUGGUACCACAAGUGCCCGUCCCGGGGAAAGGACUGCAAGCCGUGGCCCGGCAACACGAAGCUGACGAUCCCAUUUGGACCCGACGGCAAAUUGAGGCCACGCGAUGAUGCAAACUGGAUCAUCGAUGAGGGUGGCUGCAGCAUUUGGUAUGACGAGCCUGACCUCAUCAAGAAGGUUGAGACUCGCAUCGGCAUGCCAAUGAAGGUCAUGGAUCCGGAGGACUUCAGUGUUGCUGGGGUUCUGGAAAGCCCUUUUGGUGAAGCAGGGAAGAAGAGGCUCAAGAAGGAGGCCACUGUCAAAGAGCCUCCAAGCAGGAGAGCACAGAUGAGAAAGAAGGAGGAAGCUGCGGUGGUUGUCUACGGUGCAAAGAAAGGUGACAAGACCAUAGCAAUGACAGCGAAGCACACCAGCGCCCUUGCGCCCGUUGUCACUGAGCUUGCGUCGCUGGAGAAAGAGAUCCAGCAGAUAUUCGCGAAGGUCAUGCGCGGGGCUCAGUGGGGUAACGUGGCUGCGCAAGCAGGUGGUGGCAUGACGCAGCACGCUACCAGACCAGCAAGUGCCAACCUCCAGGCCAGCCCGAAGCCAAAAGCAUCGCCAGCGGUGGCAGCACCAAGCCCGGCACCCGUUGCACCGACCCCCAAGACAGAGGGCCCCGUGGACAUGGAAGUGGACGGUGACACGCCUGCCAAACGCGUGGCCACAGGAUGGGCAUCUGGAGGCGGCAAGCCGAAGCGUAAAGCCCGGUGGUGA